Molecule: messenger RNA, 285 nt
Organism: Ostertagia ostertagi
Lineage: Eukaryota; Metazoa; Nematoda; Chromadorea; Rhabditida; Trichostrongylidae
Source: the annotation of a GenBank genome assembly
AUGGAUAGAUGCAGUGAUUUGCAAGCUAUACCACAAAGUGAAUUGGAACGCGUACUUGGAAAGAAAGUUGGUGAUCAGCUGUAUAAACUAUGUCGAGGUCUGGAUGAUGGCAAGAACUUCAUAGCCAGUACUAUUCGCAAGAGCGUAUCUUGUGAUAUCAAUUAUGGGAUUCGAUUCACGAAGAAAAGCGAGGUUGCCCAUUUUCUACACGUGAUUGGUCAAGAACUAGAAAAGAAGCUAAAACAGGCAAGAAUGGUCACCAGCUCGGUCACUCUAAAACUCAUG